AGUAAUGCCAGUGUGCUCUCGGUGACUCGACUCAUGGAUCUGCAUCUUUCCGCAGACUGUCAGUGGAUUGACAUAUAUGACAGCUCGCCUAUGUCAAAACGACAGGAGAGUAAAUUGGAAAUAAUCCUGUGGACCAGAUAUGCUACCAUGGGCAUUUUUCUGAUGCACUUUGCAACUUUAUAGUUAUUUCAUAGAGAUACAACUGAUAAGGAUGAAAAGUUAUUUGAUUAAUUUUAACAGAGAAAAAAAACAUGGCAUUACAAACUUCGAAUGACACUUCCUUGUCAACAUUCCUGGACUGUCUGCCACGCCUGCAGAGCAAAUCAUCCAUGAACGCAUCUGGAAAUAUGAGCAAGGAAGUUACCAAUACCACCUGUACCAAUGCGUCUGUCAUCACAAAACCCCCAUCCGCACGACAAAAAGAGAUGGACUCGGUGCGCAUCCUGCUCUACUCUCUCAUCUUCCUGCUCAGCGUCUUUGGCAACCUUCUGAUCAUUGUGGUCCUGACGGUCAACAAGCGCAUGCGCACGGUCACUAACUCCUUCUUGCUGUCGCUGGCGGUCAGUGACCUGAUGUUGGCUGUCUUCUGCAUGCCCUUCACGCUCAUCCCAAACCUGCUGGAGGACUUCAUCUUCGGAGCCGCCAUGUGUAAAAUGGUCACCUACUUCAUGGCGCUCUCCGUCAGCAUCUCCACCUUCAGCCUGGUCGCCAUUGCGACCGAGAGGUACAGCGCCAUCUGCAACCCGCUGAAGUCGCGGGCAUGGCAGACUCGUUCCCACGCCUACCGGGUCAUCGCUGCCAUCUGGGUGUUGUCGUUGGUCAUGAUGGUGCCCUACCCAGUGUUCAGCCACCUCAAGUCCUUCCCCAAACCUGACCGAACUACGGGCCACAUGUGCCGCCUGGAAUGGCCAAGCGGUGGGGUAGAACAGACGUGGUACAUGCUGUUGCUUUUAAUCUUGUUCUUCAUCCCUGGGGUGGUAAUGAUCGUUGCCUAUGGACUCAUCUCCAGAGAGCUGUGCCGGGGGAUGAAGUUUGAGCUGGACCAAAACAGAGAGAGCAGUGCACUGAAGAACGGAGUAAACACCACCGUGACCAACGACACAGACGAUGAUGGCUGCUACAUCCAGAUGCCGAAGAAGCCACCGUCCAUGGAGCUGUCUACCCUCACCACCCCUACUCCGGCCCCUCCCAAACCCAGAGCGUCCACUGAGCACCCUCGAAGCAAUAGCUCGGAGGCUAAACUCUUGGCCAAGAAGCGCGUGAUCCGCAUGCUCAUCGUCACUGCCGUCCUCUUCUUCCUCUGCUGGAUGCCCCUGUACACGGCCAACACGUGGAAGGCUUUCCACAUCAGCUCAGCCCACCGGCUCCUCUCAGGGGCACCCAUCUCGUUCAUCCACCUGUUGAGCUACACAUCGGCGUGCGUUAACCCCGUUAUCUAUUGUUUUAUGAAUACACGCUUCCGCAAGGCGUUGAUCACCACCUUUGCCCACUGCCGUCCGCCCUGCUGUCGGCGCCGCCGGGGGAGGCGGGGCGGCAGGGAUGAUGAGAUGACAGUGACAGGGACUAUUGGUCCUUCGUCCAUGUCCAAGAUCAGCUAUACCACAGUGAGCAGCCCAGGGACCUACUGAUUAUUUGUGAAGGGGAAUAGGGGUACAGUGUCCACAUUAGGACAGCCUCAGUCUCACCAGGACUUCUUCCUAAUAUGGACCCUGUAUAGGGGGAACACAGGGGGCUGUAGCAUUGGGUACACAGGUAGUUGUGACCAAGGAUGGCAACCGACAGAAUGCUUGGGCUUUCUUUGCUUGUUUGCUCCUAUCUGAUUAGCUGCAGGAGUUUAUGCUCUUUGUGGAACACUUUAUUGACUGUCAAGUGUCUGUGGUCUACAGUGGGCAUCAUAAAUAUUCAACCCCCUUGGA
Oncorhynchus kisutch (coho salmon) is the source of this 1916-nucleotide messenger RNA. It is a transcript of the gene cckbra, whose product is annotated as cholecystokinin B receptor a. The transcript has 5 exons. NCBI's taxonomy places the organism in Eukaryota, Metazoa, Chordata, Actinopteri, Salmoniformes, Salmonidae. Gene Ontology annotation, molecular function: gastrin receptor activity; neuropeptide receptor activity. Gene Ontology annotation, cellular component: plasma membrane. The record is from RefSeq and is a predicted model, not a curated record. The coding region runs from base 252 to 1628 and encodes 458 amino acids. Gene Ontology annotation, biological process: neuropeptide signaling pathway.